AUGUCUCCUACAGACAGCUUCUACAAUGAGGACAUUGACACCAUCCGGCAACGAGAGUAUCCCAUGCUCAAAGAAGCGACAUAUCUGGAUCAUUCUGGAACAACUCUAUACGCCAAGUCGCUUGUUGAGAGUUUUGCCACGUCUAUGAUAGAUGGACUGUAUGGCAACCCUCACUCUGGUUCCGCAUCAUCCAUUCUAUCCACCAAAAAUAUUGACAAUGUCCGUCUCCGGGUCUUGCAAUUCGUCAAAGCCGACCCAGAAGAGUUCGAUGUGGUAUUUACUGCAAAUGCAACCGCUGCAAUCAAAAUCGUGACCGAGGGGUUCAGAUCCAGGGACAAGGGCUUUUCUUACCUAUAUCACCGAGACGCGCAUACGAGUCUUAUAGGUGUUCGAGAAAGUGCUUCACGGGGUCAUUGUUUUACGUCAGAUGAGGCGGUCGAGCAUUGGAUCGAAUCUGGCGAUGAAGCUCGUGAGGAGAGUGGCGAAAUGCCAACAUUAUUUGCCUACCCGGCACAAUCAAACAUGAACGGACGUCGACUACCACUGACGUGGCCAGGUCAAGUUCGAAAGACUAAAAGCAACACAUAUACAUUACUCGACGUUGCGGCAUUCGUUUCGUCAGCUAAACUAGAUCUGAGCAACCUCGACGAAGCUCCUGAUUUCCUUUCGAUGAGCUUCUAUAAAAUCUUCGGCUUUCCAGAUUUGGGUGCACUUAUUGUGCGGAAGCCUGCUGGUCACAUGUUAAGCCAACGGAAAUACUUUGGUGGUGGUACUGUAGACCUGGUCACUUGUCUCAAAGAGCAAUGUUAUAUUCCAAAAAAGGAAACUAUCCAUCAGCAAUUGGAGGAUGGAACUCUGCCCAUACACAAUAUUCUCGCUCUAAAUAGCGCGUUUGAUGUGCAUACACGUCUGUACGGAUCUAUGGAUCAAAUAUCAAAGCACACUUCCACGCUGGCACGGAACCUGUACCAAGGUCUAUCCACUUUGAAGCACUUCAACGGCCAACCAGUCUGCAUAAUAUAUACAGACUCACCAUCAUCUUAUGGCGGCAAAGAACAGGGUCCUACAGUUGCUUUAAACAUCAAAGAUAGCAAUGGACAAUGGGUUGAUAACUCGGAAAUUGAAAAAAUUGCUUCCAUCAGAAACAUACACUUACGAAUUGGAGGUGUUUGCAAUUCUGGCGGAAUAGCUCAUUACCUAGAUAUCUCACCUUCCGAGAUGCGAGAAAACCUUGCUCUUGGUCAGCGCUGCGGUAUUAAUAGUUUAGGCGUUGGAGGAAAGCCAACAGGCAUCAUACGUGUCAGUCUCGGCGCAAUGAGCAAUAUGACGGACGUUACGACAUUCAUAGACUUCGUGAGUCAAUUUUUCGUCGAGGAAGAAAGCCAACAAGUCGACGAUUUAGACUCCGAGAAAGUAGAGACGCCUUCGCUCUUUGUCGAAAGCCUCACGGUAUAUCCCAUCAAGAGUUGUUCUGGCUGGCCAGUCCCCGCGAAUACUCCAUGGGAGAUCAAGAAAGAAGGAUUAUCAUUUGAUAGAGAAUGGUGUUUGGUGCACUCCGGAACAGGUAGAAUAUUAAGCCAGAAGCGGUAUCCCAGGAUGGCACUCCUAAAACCCGAGAUUGACCUAAAGCAAGGCAUGUUGCGAGUCAGAGUGAAGGGGGAGAAGAGUGAAGAAGCCCCCGAGCAAGUUUCCGUCCCUUUAGAUUUCCGCUCUGCAGAUUUCAAGACCCCGCCAUCGAAUUCCAGCGGCACAGCCGCGAACAUAACGCCUUACAACUCGCCACAAAUCAGCGACUUCUUCACCUCGGCGCUCGGCGUACCUUGCAACCUAGCACGCUUCCCAGCUUCUGCUGCAGGACCCAGUACGCGCCAUUCAAAGCCUCAUCUCCAGAAGACUCAAGUCCCGCGCAAGCGACCAAUGGAGGAAAGCAUAGCUCCAGCUACAGUCCAGACUCCCUUCCCCACGCCUCCACAAAGCCCAACGUCCUCCACAUCUCAAUCCCUGCUCUUCUCCAACGAAAGUCCCAUCCUAUGCACCACACGCCCCUCCCUCGAUGCCCUCAACUCAGAACUACUCGCACGAGGAAAACCUCCAAUCCACUACUCCGUCUUCCGCUCAAACAUCGUCAUCGCCUCCUCCCUCACACCCACGCCCGCCUACCUAGAAGACUCCUGGACGCACCUCGAAAUCGGCGACUCGGCAACGCCAGCGCUCUUCCAAAUGCUGGGCAAAUGCCAACGCUGCUCAAUGGUCUGCGUAAACCAAGAGACGGGCGCGAAGAGCGAGGAGCCGUUCGUGACGCUGGCCAAGACGAGGCGCUUCGACAACAAGGUGUAUUUCGGGGAGCACAUGUCGCUUAUGUGGGGAAGUAGGGAUAGGGUUUUUGUUAAGAUCGGUGAUGUGGUGAAAGCUUCUACGUGUUGA
Molecule: messenger RNA, 2424 nt
Organism: Lachnellula hyalina
Lineage: Eukaryota; Fungi; Ascomycota; Leotiomycetes; Helotiales; Lachnaceae
Gene: hxB
Product: Molybdenum cofactor sulfurase
Exons: 2
Coding region: 1-2424 (807 amino acids)
Biological process (GO): Mo-molybdopterin cofactor biosynthetic process
Molecular function (GO): molybdenum ion binding; molybdenum cofactor sulfurtransferase activity; pyridoxal phosphate binding
Source: RefSeq, a predicted model, not a curated record